AUGACGCAAUCAUCAAAGCCGCCUCUUGCUAACUGCAACCCGUCUGUUCCUGCGUGGGAGAAGGAUUUCUGUGCUGUGGUUGGUUCAGUUCCAUGGUGGAAAGUUGUAGAGGCGAAGCGGUUUAUGUAUCUAUACGAUAGAGUGGUUCAAUGGGACGAUUCAGCGGGCAAAGACGCUUUCAAGAAAGCUAAAUCUCGGUUUUGGGCGGAGAUGAAUGGGUUUCCGUGCGACUUAUCUUUGCCUGAUCCUGAUGUCUACAUUGAUGAUGUUGAUUGGGAUGCUCAAGUUGACACCGAGCUGAUUCUUGACCUUCAACGUGGUCCAGACCCGAUAACAGAAGAAGAAAAAGAGCAUGUUGUGAUUCUUGAUGCUUUGGUUUUAUCUGGACAGUACAGCGGGUUAGGUUGGGGAACGGGAUGGGGAGACGCUGAAGGGGUUAAUGAGGAGAUUGUCGGAAUGGGUAAACCGGAAAACUCGUGGGAAGAUCAGAAAUGUGAUGGAUGGAACGAAGAGAUUGUCAGAACGGGUAAACCGGAAAACUCAUGGGAAGAUCAGAAAUGCGACGGAUGGAAUGAGGAGAUUGUCAGAAUGAGUAAACCGGAAAACUCUUGGGAAGAUCAGAAAUGUGAUGGAUGGAAUGAGGAUUCAUGGGGAAGAAAGGAGAAAACCGGAACUUGGGAUCAUAAGAAGAACAACAACAGCUUCAAAACCGAAUCAUGGGACCAUAAGAACAACAAGAGUACCAACCACAAGAAGACUGAGGAUUGGACCUGUAAGGAUCAGGGAAGAGAGUGGAGAAAGAGAGGAGAAGUACCGCGUAAUGGAGAUCGAGUGGAGGAUUGUCGAUGGAGGAACGGGAGAGGGAGAAGCAGAGGCGGGUUUCAGCAACAUUCGAAUGGUUGGGGUUGGACUGAAUCAUUCUGA
Molecule: messenger RNA, 924 nt
Organism: Arabis nemorensis
Lineage: Eukaryota; Viridiplantae; Streptophyta; Magnoliopsida; Brassicales; Brassicaceae
Source: the annotation of a GenBank genome assembly